AUGGACACCCUCAACGCCGACUGUCUACGGGAGAUCAUAAUAAAUCUCUCGUUAAAAGAUCAAAUAGCAUUAUUGCAGGUCAAUGCAUAUUUUGAAGAAAUUGUACUCUCUCUAUGGUCGACAAAAUACAAAAACAAUAACAUUAAUUUCUUGGAAAGAGAUCUCAAUGAUAUCGAAAUGGAAAUCUUUUUUAAUGCCAUAACACAAUUUGCCGAAUCAUUUGAGUUGAGAUUUUUGGAUGAACAUAAAUAUGGAAUAUUGAAAAAAUUCAUCUAUCCCCAAGUCAGAUCCGUACGCCUAACAAUACAUCCUUGCUUUAUGAAAGAUGAAGAUGUCUUGGAUUUACAUCGGAUGUUUCCAAAUUUGCAGGUGUUCAGCCCUCAUGGUAAUUUAAGUGGAAAAUAUUUAGACUCCUGGCGGGAUCUGAAGGAAUUAAAUCUUGGUUAUUGCUACAAAUUGGAAUUGGAACAUUUUCAUCGGAUUAUGCGUAAUUUACAUUUGGAACAUCUGGAUUUGAAUAUGUUCCCGUUGAGUAAACAAUAUGAACAAUUGGAUUUGAGAGAAGCUCGUUUGGAGAGGUUGCAGUAUUUGCGUCUCAAUACCUAUGAAUUUUAUUAUUUCCUUUCGAAACCAUUGCCCCAGUUAAAACAUCUCUACAUUACCAAUCAAUAUAAUCCACGACAGCUGUUUGAUGUCAUUCUGUCGGUGUGGGCGGCUAAGGAUAUCCUUAAGGUCGAGGCAAAUGUUAAAAAUGUCCUCGCCAAUUGUUUGGAGAUGCGCCUAAAUGUCCAUGAGUUGUGCAUCAUCAACGAUGACAACGUUCUGCCCUUUAAUGUUAUGAAGUCGUUGCAUCUUUUGGAUGAUUUACGGGUGUUGCGUUUUAAGAGCUGCGAUUUCACCACCGUUGAUGUAGCGGAACUUUUAAGAAAUAUUCCUCAAGUUGAGAAAAUUUCAUUGGAAAGUUGUCGUCUACCAGAUCAGAUAAUAUCUCUCAAUGUUCCCCUGCUGGCAGCUGAGAGAAGCACACCGCUGAGACUGAAUUUUUGGCAAAAUUUUGCGAGAAGAUCCAGAAAUUCAUCACCGGAAGGUGAUGGGCAACAGAACAGAACAAAUUCCCCCCAACCCUGUGAUGUCAUAUUGAAAGGUCAUCAUGAUCUGUUUGAAUUCACCGAGAAACCGGGUUCGGAUUUAUGUUUCGAACCACUUUAUGUACAAUUCCGUUGA
Messenger RNA from Musca vetustissima, 1224 nucleotides. RefSeq lists its product as uncharacterized. The transcript has 2 exons. Bases 1 to 1224 code for a protein of 407 amino acids. The record is from RefSeq and is a predicted model, not a curated record. Lineage: Eukaryota; Metazoa; Arthropoda; Insecta; Diptera; Muscidae.